This is a messenger RNA of Vitis vinifera (wine grape), 2324 nucleotides long. Its product is annotated as probable metal-nicotianamine transporter YSL7. The transcript is spliced from 6 exons. The coding region runs from base 87 to 2201 and encodes 704 amino acids. The record is from RefSeq and is a predicted model, not a curated record. NCBI's taxonomy places the organism in Eukaryota, Viridiplantae, Streptophyta, Magnoliopsida, Vitales, Vitaceae. Gene Ontology annotation, molecular function: oligopeptide transmembrane transporter activity. Gene Ontology annotation, cellular component: membrane.
AUAUUAAUGUAUAAUAUAUAUACAACAUAAUCUCUGGCAAAGCUCAUACCCAAACUCGUCCCCAUUUUGAAAAACAGAGAAAAGAAAUGGAUCACAAAAGAGAUGAAGAGAAUGGUUUGGAUGGAAACUACAAUUCAGUAGUGGAAACUGAACACAUGAAGGAGAAGGAGAAGGAGAAGGAGAACCAAGAAGAAGAAGAAGAGAUGUCGGUGGAGCGGCUUUUUGAAGGCAAGGAAGUACCAUCAUGGAGAGAACAGCUGACAGUGAGGGCCUUCGUGGUGAGGUUCGUGCUGUCAGUGCUCUUCACCUUCAUAGUGAUGAAACUCAACCUCACCACUGGCAUCAUCCCUUCCCUCAACGUCUCUGCGGGGCUCUUGGGUUUCUUCUUCGUCUCGGUUUGGACAAAGUUUCUUGACAAGUCUGGGCUCUUGAAGCAGCCCUUCACUCGACAAGAGAACACUGUUAUUCAGACUUGCGUCGUGGCCUCCUCUGGCAUCGCCUUCAGCGGAGGUUUUGGAAGCUACCUUUUCGGAAUGAGUCAAGCUAUUGCUAAACAAUCUGAAAAUGCUGGAGGCAACGAGGAAUAUAAGAACCCAGCAGUAGCAUGGAUGAUUGGCUUUCUCUUUGUUGUUAGCUUUCUUGGCCUCUUUUCUGUCGUGCCUCUUCGAAAGAUCAUGAUUGUAGACUUCAAAUUGACAUACCCAAGUGGUACUGCCACUGCUCAUCUCAUCAACAGUUUCCACACUCCUCAAGGAGCCAAGUUGGCAAAGAAACAAGUUAGAGUAUUGGGCAAGUACUUCUCCUUCAGCUUCUUGUGGGGUUUCUUCCAAUGGUUUUUUGCUGCUGGAGACGAUUGCGGAUUUGCAGGCUUCCCUACGUUUGGACUUAAAGCAUACAAAUACAAGUUUUUCUUUGAUUUCUCGGCAACUUAUGUUGGAGUGGGGAUGAUUUGUCCGCAUAUAGUAAACAUAUCGCUGCUGGUUGGAGGAAUUCUUUCUUGGGGACUUAUGUGGCCGCUUAUAGAAACUAGAAAGGGUGAUUGGUACCCUGCAGACCUUCCCUCAAGCAACAUUCGUGGUCUUCAAGGUUACAAGAUAUUCAUCGCCAUUGCAACAAUCCUAGGUGACGGGCUAUAUAACUUUUUCAAGGUACUGGGUCAAACUCUCUUGGGAUUGUUUUACCAACUCCAAUACAAAAAUAUGAGCGGUGUCCCACCCAUUGAGGAUCGCUCCUCUCCUAGGAGCUCAUCUACUUGUUACAAUGAUACUCGUCGGACACAAGUUUUCCUCAAAGAUCAAAUUCCAACAUCAUUUGCUAUUGGAGGGUACAUUGCAAUAGCUGCAAUCUCCAUGGCUACACUUCCUCACAUAUUUCCCCAACUCAAAUGGUACUACAUACUGGUUAUCUAUCUUGUUGCUCCUACCAUGGCGUUUUGCAAUGCAUAUGGGUGUGGGCUCACUGACUGGUCUCUUGCAUCCACCUAUGGGAAGCUUGCCAUCUUUAGCAUUGGAGCAUGGGCUGGAGCUGCACAUGGUGGAGUUAUAGCAGGCCUGGCAGCCUGUGGAGUUAUGAUGAACAUUGCAUCAACCGCUUCCGACCUAAUGCAGGAUUUCAAGACUGGUUAUCUAACCUUAGCUUCACCACGCUCAAUGUUUGUGAGCCAAUUCAUUGGUACUGCAAUGGGUUGUGUCAUCUCCCCUUGUGUCUUUUGGCUGUUCUACAAGGCUUUUGAUGACCUUGGGCAGAGUGGAAGUGAAUACCCUGCUCCUUAUGCUCUGGUCUUCCGCAACAUGGCUGUUCUUGGGGUAGAGGGCAUCUCCAAUUUACCAAAGAACUGUUUCACGCUUUGUUGUGUGUUUUUUGGUGCAGCAAUUCUCGUGAAUUUGGUUAGGGAUACUGUAGGUCGAAAGAGGGCGCAGUUCAUUCCAAUCCCAAUGGCAAUGGCAAUACCAUUUUAUCUGGGCCCUUACUUCGCCAUUGAUAUGUGUGUUGGUAGCUUAAUAUUAUUUAUAUGGCAAAGGAUAAACAAAGCUAAGGCAGAAGCUUUUGGACCUGCAGUAGCUUCUGGCUUGAUUUGUGGAGACGGACUAUGGACUUUGCCUAGUUCAAUUCUUGCUUUAGCAGGAAUAAAGCAACCAAUUUGCAUGAAGUUCCUGUCUAGGGCAACAAAUGCCAGGGUUGAUAAGUUCCUAGGGGCUUAAGACUAAUCAAAUUUUACCUAUGAAGGAUGAUCUGUAAGGUUGUACCAUGAAUCUCUUUACUAUUUUGUUUCUUUCCUUUUAGAUGAUGGCUAAGUUACUCCUAAUACAGAAUGUUUAUGGCAA